UGGAGUUACCCUAUGGCACUUUGGUUGAACAUGGACAACGUAGGCCUGACCAAGUGGCAGAGAACACCUUGCGUAGAUUUGAGCGAAAUCCCAAAUAUCUUCCCGUGGCUGUGAGUGGAGAUGACAACUGCCUAUUCAAUAUGAAAGUGAAUCCAAAGCAACUGAAUUAAGGUUACGGACUGCAAUUGAAAUGUUGGAGAACCCCUUGUAUUAUGAAAACAUACAUGAUAUUUCUGAGAGAAGGUGACUUUUCAUCAGCAUUGACAAUGCAUGCUGCUGCAUCGGUCCUGGAAAGACCGAUCAAAUCGAUCUACCAGCCUCUCAACGGACUAGUGGAUGAUUGUUUUGUUAUGCUGAAUAGACAUUUUACACCCAGGACGUGGACUGUUUUUGCAUCAUCUGGGUCAACUGCGGGAACAUGGACACCAAACCAUUUCAUACCUCUGUUACCUGUCAGGAUUGACAAGACAGUGACAAUCACCAUCAAAAGUAGCCCAGAACCAGAGCUCCUAAAACAUGGACGUGCUACAUCAACACCACAUCAGUCCUUCGACGAUGAUUGGCUCUCUUUAGAAGAGUCCAGAACACGAAAAUGCAAAGUUCGUACCAGAAAAUCAUCUCCAGCACUACAGCCAAAGAGAAAAGCAGCAUGGGAAAACACUUUCAUUUUUAUUCUGUUAAAAGAAUCUACUGUCCAUGAAGACAUUUCUAUUGACAGGAUUACUAUCAGGAUUCACAUCAGGAUUCAGGCCAUUUUUUUUCUUAGUUUUUGCAAUAAUUUUUUUCAGCCUGACAAAAUGAGUUGUCUAGAGACAAUGUAACCAAAGUUUUUGAUGGAAAAUUAAAUUGUUCUGGAAUUUAGACCUAUUAUUUAUGUGUAUUAUACACAUAAAUAAUAGAUAGGCCUAUGAUACAUUUCUGCAGUAGGUCCUAG
Molecule: messenger RNA, 934 nt
Organism: Anneissia japonica
Lineage: Eukaryota; Metazoa; Echinodermata; Crinoidea; Comatulida; Comatulidae
Exons: 4
Coding region: 213-821 (202 amino acids)
Source: RefSeq, a predicted model, not a curated record